AGAACAAAAUAUUAAUGAAAAAAAUAAAUAAAUUGGUUUCCAUAUAAUAUAAAGUGGGUCGUAUAUGUUUUCUAUAUAAUUACAAUAUAACAUACAACGUCAAAUCACUUCAACACGUGAAAUCUUUUCAUCACUUCUUUUCUUAUGAUAUAGAUGGAUUUCAUCUUGUGCGGCACGUAGAUCAGCUUUUGGUGUUUGUUGACUUCAUUAUCAUUAUCAGUAGAAUAGGAACAAUCAAGAUAGACUGCUAAUUUGGGACACGAAUUUUUGCAUAUAUACGGGAAAGAAAGAAAAUAAAAUAUACAUUUUGCCUCAACGGAUUUUUGAAAAGAACAUCAAGAGGCAGUUGAGCAAAGAUUGGUAGCUGCUGUUUCUUCUGAAUAUAGAAAAUUUGACUCGGUCAUUUGCCUGUCUGGACUCGAGGAGUUUUGAGGAAAAUAAACCAAAACAAAUAAGGUGGGGAAAUCUCCUUGCUUUCCUGAAAGUCCAGAAGAAAGGUUCUGGCUUUUCCGGGGCCAAGAUAAUUGAUAGCUGAGCAGAUUGAUCUCUCCAUUUCAAACUGUUUGUGCCACCCGCGGAUUUAUUACUUCAAUCGAACGAACGUCUGCUGGCGUGGAAGAUAAACGCAAGAAUUUGAUGAUCCGAUGCGUUGAAUGUUGGUGUGGUAGGAUAUUGGAAGUGCAGAGGAUAGAGGAAGAUCAUGGGGUGCUUUCCAUGUUGCAUGUCACAAGAGAAUAUCGACGGAGAAUCGGGCAUUAACGAAUACCGUGGCGCAAAAACUUUAGCCUCCUUCAGUAAGCUCUCCUUCAAAUCAGAUAGCAGCAGGCGACGGUACAUAACGGAAGAGAUACAAAAGGUGGGAAAGGGAACCAUCUCCGCCAGGGCUUUUACUUUCCGUGAAUUGUGCGUUGCUACUCAAAACUUCCAUUCUGAGAAUCUGCUAGGUGAAGGAGGAUUUGGGAGGGUGUACAAAGGGCACAUCGCAAGCAAAAAUCAAGUAGUUGCGGUUAAGCAACUUGACAGGAAUGGAUUCCAAGGGAACAGAGAAUUUCUUGUGGAGGUUUUGAUGUUGAGUCUUCUUCACCAUCCUAACCUUGUCAAUUUGGUUGGAUAUUGUGCUGAUGGGGAUCAGAGGGUUUUAGUUUAUGAGUACAUGCCCAAUGGUUCCUUGGAGGAUCAUCUUCUUGAUAUAGCUCCACAUAAAAAGCCUUUGGACUGGAAUACCAGGAUGAAAAUUGCUGAAGGUGCAGCAAGAGGGCUUGAAUACUUGCAUGAAACAGCUGAUCCACCAGUUAUAUAUCGUGAUUUCAAAGCAUCGAACAUACUAUUGGACGAGAACUUCAAUCCAAAGCUUUCAGAUUUUGGCCUUGCAAAGCUAGGUCCAACUGGGGACAAGUCCCAUGUCUCCACCAGGGUGAUGGGAACCUACGGCUACUGUGCACCUGAGUAUGCACUCACAGGUCAAUUGACAACAAAGUCUGAUGUGUACAGCUUUGGAGUGGUGUUUUUGGAGAUAAUCACGGGAAGGAGGGUCAUUGACACUACAAGAGCAACAGAAGAGCAAAAUCUAGUUACUUGGGCACAACCACUAUUUAGAGACAGAAGGAACUUUACAUUAAUGGCUGAUCCGUUGCUUGAAGGGCAGUACCCUGUAAAGGCUCUCUACCAAGCUCUGGCAGUGGCAGCCAUGUGUCUCCAAGAGGAAGCCGAUACUAGGCCAUUGAUCUGUGAUGUCGUUACAGCUCUCGAAUUUCUAGCAGUGAACAAGAAUGAAGAGGCCGAUGAUGAUGAUCAGAAAGAUGAUGUCAAUGAAGCUUGUCCUGAUAGAAAUAGCAGUGGAGAAUCAGAUAUCGAGACUGAUGUAGAUGAUGAUGAUAAUAUUGAGGAGGUGGGGAAGAAGAGACUGGAAAAAGGUGCCAAUGGAUCAGUCAGCUUUUGAAUUGUCUGAUUAAGGUUUUAUCAUGUUGCAUCUGAGCUGCAUUGUAAAAACUUUAACGGAACUAAAUCCAAUGCAAUUAACUCGAUUAACAUUUUUGGCUAA
Messenger RNA from Carya illinoinensis, 2041 nucleotides. RefSeq names its product probable serine/threonine-protein kinase PBL23. Lineage: Eukaryota; Viridiplantae; Streptophyta; Magnoliopsida; Fagales; Juglandaceae. Gene Ontology annotation, molecular function: protein kinase activity; ATP binding. The transcript has 5 exons. Gene Ontology annotation, biological process: protein phosphorylation. The record is from RefSeq and is a predicted model, not a curated record. The coding region runs from base 701 to 1939 and encodes 412 amino acids.